ACAGCCAUUUUGCCCACUUGUGAAAGAGCCACCUUUCCCACGAGUAGAAUCCUGAGGUGGGCGAGUUCCGGGCGAUUUUAAUCACUGGAGAUGUGGCUCACCAUGCCUACAGCUGGUAGCAAGAAGAAGGCUCCCACACCGCAGAUUUCUUGUUUAACAAGCGAAUCAUAUACACAGCUGGAUUUUUUACCGGACAAGCUUAGAACAAAACUGCUUCCGUUCCAAAAAGAUGGCAUCGUUUUUGCCCUCAGAAGAGAUGGCAGGUGUAUGGUGGCUGAUGAAAUGGGUCUAGGAAAGACAAUCCAGGCGAUUGCAAUUGCUUACUUCUACAAAGAGGAGUGGCCCCUGCUGAUAGUCGUCCCUUCAUCUCUAAGAUACCCUUGGAUAGAAGAACUAGAAAAAUGGAUCCCAGAGCUAGAGCCAGAGGAAAUCAAUGUCGUCAUGAACAAAACUGACAUUGGGAGAAUCCCGGGCAGCAGAGUGACAGUUCUGGGCUACGGUCUCUUAACCACAGAUGCAGAGACUUUGCUGGAUGCACUGAACACGCAGAACUUCAGGGUCGUGAUAGUGGAUGAGUCACACUACAUGAAGUCCAGAACUGCUGCCCGCAGCAAGAUUCUCCUGCCCAUGGUGCAGAAGGCCAGGAGAGCCAUUCUUCUUACAGGAACCCCAGCUCUGGGAAGGCCUGAGGAGCUUUUCAUGCAGAUUGAGGCUCUUUUCCCACAAAAAUUUGGAACUUGGAUUGAGUAUGCUAAAAGAUACUGCAAUGCACAUGUCAGAUACUUUGGCAAAAGGCGUCAGUGGGACUGUAGAGGGGCAUCAAACCUUAGUGAGCUUCACCAGCUCCUAAAUGACAUAAUGAUCAGAAGACUAAAGAGUGAAGUUUUAAGCCAGCUGCCCCCGAAAGUCAGACAGCGCAUUCCCUUUGACCUUCCCCCAGCAGCUGUCAAGGAACUGAAUGCCAGCUUUGAAGAAUGGCAGAAACUAAUGAGAGCUCCAAAUUCAGGUGCCAUGGAGACGGUUAUGGGGUUGAUAACACGCAUGUUCAAACAGACUGCAAUUGCCAAGGCAGGUGCAGUGAAGGACUAUAUUAAGAUGCUGCUUCAGAACGACUCCCUUAAAUUUCUGGUCUUUGCGCACCAUUUAAGUAUGCUCCAGGCUUGCACAGAAGCAGUCAUCGAAAGCAAGUCUCGUUACAUCAGGAUAGAUGGAAGUGUUCCAUCUUCAGAAAGAAUUCAUCUGGUUAAUCAAUUUCAGAAGGACCCCGAUACUCGUGUGGCUAUCCUGAGCAUUCAGGCUGCUGGCCAGGGUUUAACGUUUACUGCUGCGAGUCACGUUGUCUUUGCUGAGUUGUACUGGGACCCUGGACAUAUCAAACAAGCAGAAGACCGAGCUCACCGAAUCGGACAGUGCAGUUCUGUGAAUAUUCACUACCUUAUUGCAAAUGGUACUCUGGACAGCCUAAUGUGGGCAAUGCUGAAUCGAAAGGCUCAGGUCACAGGGAGCACACUGAAUGGCAGGAAGGAGAAACUCCAGGCUACGGAAGAUGACAAGGAGAAGUGGGGUUUUCUGCAGUUUGCUGAAGCAUGGACCCCAAGUGACAGUUUUGAAGAGCUCAAGGAUUCUGUGUUUACUCACUUUCAAAACUUAAGGCUCGGCUGUCUAGAAAAACAACCUGAAUAGACUCUAACCUUCAGAAGAUAAUACUGGAGAAAAUAUUUUUAUGACCUUGAAGGUGGGGAAGGAUAAAGAUUUGCCUCAGUACACAAGUAAUAAAGGAAAAGAUUGAAAUGCCGACUAUAAAAACAUGAAAAGCUUUUCACUGAGGGGGCUGAGUCAUAAAAUUCCAGCCAGCCUGAGCUACAUAGCAAAACUCUGUCACAAAAACAAAACCAACCAAGACUUAUCAAUAAAAUAAGGUAGACCAUACUGAUAUGUGUGAUUGGUGCUGUGUGGCGAGCAUAGCUGCUUUCCAAAUCUGUGACAAAUUCUCCAUGCUAGACAUUUUCGGAGCGUGUGACCAUCCUGUUCCCACAUCCCCCAGUGGUUCCAGCGUCCAUCAGUGACUUUUGCCUGAGUUGGUUCUGAAUGAUGGUUUUUCUAGUUCUAUCAUUAUAGCUCUGUGUAUUACCUGCAUUUUUAUAAAGAACCUUUAUUUGUGUGUGCAUGUAUACAUGUGUACAUGUGUGUGCAUGCAUGUCUGCCUCUGUGUGUGUGUGUGUGUGUGUGUGUGUGUGUGUGUGUGUGUGUGUGUGUGUGUGUGUGUGUUAAAAGGUGCCUACAUCUAUAGAUGCACAUGCAGGUGAAGGCCAGAAGAGAAUAUCAUGUGUUCUGCUCUAUCACACACACCCUUAUUCCAUUGCGACAGUCUUCUCACAGAAGCUUGAACUAGAUUGACAGCCAGCAAGCACCAAUGAGUCUCCUGUUUCCAUACUGCACAGUGCUGGGGGUACAGGCACAGGUUACUGAUCUGCACAUGGGUAUUUGACACUUGGACUGAGGUCAUUAUAUUAGUUACCCAACACUAACUCUAUCUUCUGAACCAUGUCUUCAGCCCCAUAAUUCUAGGAGGGCUUCCUUGCUUUCUGGGGAACAAAAUAUCCCAAAUCUAUAUUGAAAAUUAUUUGGCCCAGACCUGUUACUGGCUUUUCCUUUAAGGGGCUAGCUUCCUACUUUCUUUUUCUAUAAGAUACUAUCUGAAAAAUCAGUAUUAUUUUUACUCCUUUCAGAUAUCAUUACUACGGUGCUCCCUUUUUCAAUGUGAAAAGCUGCAUGCAAACAUAUAUAUAUUUACACAGAAAAGUGAAUAUGUACAUUGUAUAUGGCAAUCAAAGGACAAAUUGCAGGAGUCUCUUCUUUCCUUCUACCGUGUGGUUCUCAGUGGUCAAGCUCAGGUUGUCUGAGCAGGCAACAGAUACUUUUAGUCCCCAACCCCCAGCCGUUUGCCAGCCACAUUUUAUUUCUGUCUUUAUUCUGUUUUAUGCUUUUCUUUUGUUUUACACCAGCAUGGAGUAGAGUUGGUUUGUUUUGUUCUCUGUUCUGGGUUUCUGAAGAGAAAGACUAGGUGUAUCUAAGAGUGGAUCACUGCUGGGGUUUUUUGGUUGGUUGGUUGGUGUUUUGUUUUGUUUUGUUUUGUUUUGUUUUGUUUUGUUUUGUUUUGUUUUGUUUUGUUUUAGGCUACAUGGAUCUAUUAGGAACAUCUAGAAAGAUGGAGAAAGUAGAGACUUCUUUUUCAGGGUAGUUUAAAUCCAUGUGUCUUCCAGUCAGAGGGUUAAGCCCUUCCUGUGUCAUUCUCUUCCUUUGAAAACACUCUUCUGGAGUUCACGGUGUGAAGGAUCUUCAGUUGCAAUUCCUGCCAUGUGUUCAGCAUCUUUCUGGAGGCCAGCAUGCUGCCCUGGUGGUCAUUUGUAGAGCACAUUUAUUAGUUUAGUUAGGAAUGGAGCCAUGACAGGAGGCAGGAUGGCUUCUUGCAGAGGCCUUUUGAUCAGGGUCUAUUAACCCUGACGUCGGCCUCUGCUGGAGCAGCACUAGCUUUGAAGGGCACCAUUGUUUUUAUGAGUUUCACUGCAUUUUCUCUUCCACUCCUUCAGCUCUAAUAACUGACUUCCAAUGCUGGCAUCAAGGCCAGGAGAUUUGUCUCAAAGGAUCCUGUGUUUACCCAGAGGCAAAACCCUGAUAAAGGUCCCCAGCCUCUCAGAGAAAGCAGACACCGUCAGGAGCAUCUUGCAGUUCUGACUCCAGCACUUCUCGCCAGAGGCAACCUUUUUCUUUUGGUUUAUUAAACAGAGGAUAGGGACACAGUGACUGUUAGCUGUGUAAGCAAAGAGAAAUUUCUUCUAUCUGUCCAUGCAAAAGUAGCUUUCACCCCGAAGAAAUGCUUUAUAAUCAAGAUAAAUCUGGGUGGCUAUGGCCUGGCAGCAUGUAUUCAGGUCGAUCCAAAUAGCAAGUUCCAGUGUGGAAACAGUUCUAUGAAGUUUUAUGGUGAUGGAAGGAAAACAAGUCAUAAGUAAGUCAAGGCAUUUUGACACAGCAGUAGCACCAGGAGGGAGACAGCUUACAGCAGAGUUGGGAAAUAUCUGCUGUAGUUGUCAGGUGCUGUCUGCUGGCCAGAGCUGGAAGCUUAGCAUAUGUUUGCAGAUCCCAGAAAACUUCCCAUAAGAAGGCCAGGGAGCCAGACAUGGUAGUACAUACCUAUAAUCUGAGAACUCAGGAGGCAGAAGCAGAAAGGUCCCGCAAAUACAAGGCCAGCCUGGUCUGCAUUGCAAGUUCUAGGCUGUGUGGUAUCCAACAGAGUUGGGAGUGGGAUACGAAAGUUUACCCAAGAUGGGUUUUGGCUCCAAAUUUGCAACUUUUAUCUCCUCCACAGUCCAGGAAGUUCUAAUCAGUCAAUUAGCCCUUGUAGGCUCUUGAACAUAGGUGUGGCUUCAUUUCUGGGAUUCUCACUUAUGAUGAAAAUGUCUGUCAAGUAAGAUCCUAUCACCUGUUUAGAAAUGCGUACUUUUAAGUUCCUUAUCAUACCUACAGAGACUCAUUUGCCAUAAUUAAAGGACAAAUAGUCCUGAUAAAUUAGAUAUUUGUCCAUAGUAUUACUACAGUGACUUUUCUAAAUGCAAGAAUGCUAUAAGCUAUUCAAUAAAAUAGCUUUGCUAGCUCAUAAAAAUAUUUUAUCUUUCUGUGUUACUGCCUCUCUAAAAAAAGAGUAGAAAUAAUAAAGUCAUUCAUUACAAAGCCUGGGCUGCAGGACUAGAGAGGUGACUCAUGAUUAAGAGCACUGGCUGCUAUUGCAGAGACCUGAGUUCAGUUCCCAGCUCCCAGGAUGCAGCAGCUCACAACCAUAACUCCAAUAGCAGAAGGUCCACACCCUCUCUGGCCUCUGGGCACCAGACACGCUUUAGUACACAGACAUACACACAAGGCAAAACCCUCAUACACACAAAAUUAAAGCUAAUAACUUGAGUUUUAAAAACAAUAAUCAACCUGGCAGUAUGAUUUGAGUGCUAAACAUUAAGCUGUCAGGAUGGAUAUUGAUCUUUGGAGAUCCUGGUCUGUUGUGGUGAGACCAACAACCCUUAACCUGUAAGUCACGGGGGAGUUACAUUGUUGACAAAUGCUUUUAGAAAACAUGUUUGUUUGGGAAAUAGUAGUACCUUCUCCUCAGAUGCUUUGAGCCAUGGACCCAAGGAGAGCUCCAGGACUGUCACUGCCACAUCCCUAGAGGUGGGUGGGACUUGGGAGAAUGGAGCCCGGAAGUAAGUAAGGCAGAGUAAAGUCUCGUAUAAUAUCCAACUUUAUUCAAAGCAUCAGACAAUUUAUGAUCUGAGGAUUAAGAAAGGUCACCCAAGUAAAGUUCCUGUGAGUUCACGCUGAAUACAAUCAUAAGGACAAGCCACAUGUAGCAAAGACAUGUUUUUCCAUAGAGGCAUAGAUAGGAUAGUUAAAUAUUUACCAGAAUAACAUCAGCAAGCAAUAAUGAGUAAUCUGACAUAAACCCACUCCUGCACCUGGGAGGAGCAUGAAAAGACAUUCCAAGAACAAUUCUAUGUUUUGAAGAACCUGAGAUCAGGCCUUCAAAUUCUUGUUUCCUUGGAGUGUGCUCACAGCCCUCAGAAUUCUCACAUGACUGCAUUCCUGAACCAUGUCCCAACAGUGACCAACACUAAAAGUGGAUGUUCAUCAGAAAACUCAGCUCAACAAUAAAAUUCAGAAAACAAAACAGAAAUCGUUAGAGAAAUGGGUAUUGUGGCUCUUGCCUACAGUCUUAGCCCUCAAGGCAAGAGGGUCAAGAGUUGGACUUUUCUUUCUGCUAUAUAACAAGUUCAAGGCCAGCCCAAGGUACAUAAAGCUCUAUCUCAAAAAAAAAAAAAAAGAUCACUGGAAGCGUUUUGUUUUGUUUUGUUUUGUUUUGUUUUGUUUUGUUUUGUUUUUGAAACAGCCUCUUAUAUAUCCUAAGCUUCUGGGUCUCUGUAGCCAUGGAUGCCCUUGAACUCCUGGCCCUCCUCCCUUCGCCGGUGUUCCAUACCUGCUUCUGCCAGUAUCUUGCAGACCUGUGAACUUAAUAUAGUGUAUGUGUCUACAAAUCAGUAUCAUAUAAGAAACUAUGUCCCCUGACUAACUCUCCAUGUCCCAAACACCUGCCUGCCUGCUGCAUGUCCUGUCUGUACACAGUGCCAUCGCUGUGUCUCAUCUCCAAGUACUAAGGACAGUGUGUUUUGUGUUCAGCUGCAUGGUGUUUGAGUUCUUUUUCUUUAAGGUUUUGUUUGGCUUUGUUAGUGUGGGUGUGAAUGGGUAGGUGUGUGCUUGUGAGGCCAGAGGCAUAGGAACCUCUGGAGCUGGAGUUACAGGUGUUUGUGAACUGUGUGAUGUGGGUGCUAGGAACCAAUCUUGAAUCCUCUGUAAGAGUCCUUGCUCUCAACCCCCUAAGCCCUCUCCAGCUUCUCCGUCAAGUUCCUUACAUCCUCCUGGUACAGUGGUUUCCUGGACUCUGUGCAUGUUUUCUUUACUCACCUCAUCCAGUGUCCCACUCUCCGCUGUGUGACCACUCCUGUGCCAGCUCUUUCUCAGAGUAGAGUUGCAGUGGCAGGCAGAGCACAGGAGUCACCCUGCAGGUGUGCCCAUCACACUGUAAAGGAUUAGCCUUUGAAGGCAGAGGAAUCUACAAGUACUCGGAUACUUUUACAAAACAGGAAGCCAGAAAUGGUGGCCUCCACCCAUUGUCCCACCACAGUGGUGUCCCAGGAUAUAUGAUAUCCUCUCUCAACAAAGAAAAUAAAAAAUAAAACUCACACUUAGUUCCCUUGGGGUGGGAAGAUGACUCAGUGGAUAAGAGUACUUGUGCAAACACAAAGCCCAGAGUUUAGAUUCCCAGCCCCCACUUAAAGGGCUGGGCAUGGCCCCCAACACCUACAACCUCAGCACUGUGGGGAACUAACAUAGAAGGAUCACUGGGGCUUGCUAUCUACCAGUCCCUUCUGAAAAGUGGUCAAUUCUAAGUUUAGUGAGAAGCCUUAGCUCAAGGGAGAGAGCUCAAGUCAAGAGAGAAAUACAACAGGAUACAGCAGUGUCCUUCAGCCUUCCUGUAGAGUCAGGAGCAUCGCUCCUACCAUACACACACAUGCACAACUGCAACACAUAGAGCCAUAUACUCUUAUGUGUGUUUCCUUUACUACUAGUGUGCAUUUUCACAUGGGAACACCCAGUCCCUCUUUACCCACAUUAACAUGGUGAGGGAAAUGGAGCUAGUAACACCAUAAGUGUGUCUGAAGAUGUUGUAUUCUCAUGACUUCACCUUAGUUGGAUCCUGAGUUCCUUUGAGACCAUGGAGGGAAUAAAGACCCUUUCCCACAAAAUGCACGCAUGGUUCAAACAAGUGUAUACGGUCAGUCGCAGAGGCUUCCCAGACCCUUAGAGGCUGUCUGUGGCUUGCAAGGACAUAGAUCACUAACCCUUCUCUGUUCCCAACCAGCAUAUAUAAUUACCUCUAGGAUGUAUCACAGAGAUUUUCUGUCUUGUUUUUCUGCCAGUCAUAGCUGCUCCAUGUCAUAAAAGCCCUCAUCAGUAACUUCCUCCUCAGUUGCCCAGAGGCUCUAAUCAGAAAGUUCAACUGAUGCUAGGAAUCAGGUUUCUAACUGAGGGCUGGAAAGGAAAGCUCUGGUUGUCCAGCCCUUCCCGCUUCUGGCAGCCCUGCAGCCAGAUACUGUGUGUAAGUUUCAUUACCUCUGACAGACUUCCUCAUUAUCCAAAUCAGCCAUCCUUACAAAAUUAGCUAGAGUCCUCACUGAUCACGCACUAUUUGCAAGAAUUAUAUUCUUGGCAUAUCCUUUGGUUUGAGAAAUUAUUACAGUGAUUUAUUUCCAGCCACUUCCUCCUUCCUGGACUUGAUUUGCUGAAGUCUCAGUCUGUAAUACCCAGUGGCAAGUGGUUUCAGACCAGCACAUGCACUGGAGUCACCUCCUCACUACCACACACUACUGGUGACCUUUAGCAUAGCAGAGGCUGACUUCUAGUUCUGACUGCAGUCUCUCACCAUUGAGCACCCCUCUCCAUUCCCUCUAGCACAAAAUGAGAAUUUCUCAAAUGCUACUCUCCCAAUGUAAUAAAAAAAUAUCUUUUAGAAAAAAUAGCAUAAGUCAGGCUGGAGAGAUGGCUCAGCAGUUAAGAGCACUGACUGCUCCUCUGAAGGUCCUGAGUUCAAAUCCCAGCAACCACAUGGUGGCUCACAACCAUCCGUAAUGAAAUCUGACGCCCUCUUCUGGUGUGUCUGAAGAUAGCUACAGUGUACUUACAUAUAAUAAUAAAUAAAUUAAAAAAUAGCAUAAGUCAGUUGCUUACUUAAUGAGGACUGUUAUAUUCAAAAGACCUGAGAAUUCAUUGUGGGAAGAUCUCUUUAAGGGAUUUUGUUGGGAAGACUGCUUUCAUUUUAAGAAGUCUGGUACACUUUUUUUUUUUUUUUUUGAUGGUGAGCUGGGAAGGAAAGUCUAAUUAUUUGAAAUGUAGACUAGAGGCCUAGGGAUGAGUUUGUGAGAGAAUCAAUUGUGUGAGGACUAGAGCUUAGGUGUCCAGAAGCCACUAGUCUGGUAGGCACGGUUACCCAACUAUACUCCCAGCACAAAGGAGGCAGAGAUAUGGCUCAUUGGGACAGACUAGCCAACCCGACAAGCCAAAACAGUGAGCACUGGGUUUAGUAAGAGACCUUGCUUCCACUUAUAAGGGGGAAAGUGAUUGAUUGACAAAGCCACCCUACAUCUCAGGCUUCUACACAGGGGCACACAAAUAUGAUAAUGCAGUAAAACAAAGAGAUUCAGUCAAGAGAUUCUGAUAGGAUUAAACACAGUUGAAUGUAUGUGUUGGCUCACCAAUGUGCAUUUCAUAUCUAACUAUACUGACUGUGUUAGUCAGGGCUCGCUAACAACUUAUAGAGUGAGUCUUUAUCUGUAUAGGAAGGAGAUUUAUUAGAAUGAAUAAUAGGCUGUGGUCCAGCGAAUCCAACAACGGCCGACUGAAAGGAAAGUCCAAGAAUCCAGGAGUCGCUCAGUCCAUGAGGCCGGAUGUCUCACCUGCUCUUAGGUAUAUCCUGGACUCCUGAGAAGUAGGCUCCAAAGCUAGUGAAGGAAUGGACUUGCUAGAAGGGCAAGGGCAAGCAAGCAAAGAGCAAAGCUUCCUUCUGAGUUCUUACCUAGGCUUCCAGCAGAAGGCAAGGCCCACGUUAGAUCUGAGUUAGAGGUGUGUCUUCCCACGGCAAGGUCUGGAUUGAAGGCACGUCUUCUCCCUUCUCAAAAGAUCUGAAGUCAAGGCAGUAAUCUCUCCUACCUCAGAGAUCGAGAUUACAAGUGGUCUUCCUACUCCAAAUUAAGCAAAAAUCCCUCACAGGUAUGCCUUCCAGUUUGGGUUUUAGUUAAUUCCAGAUGUGGUCAAGUUGACAACCAAGAAUAGCCAUCCCACUGGCAAAUGCUUUAUUUGCUUAUCUAAGAAAAAGGCAGUUGGGGGCAAUCUCACUAAAUUGAAAACAAACAGAUGGAAGGAAAGACUUCAGUUAAUGUAAGACCUUUUAUCACUUUUGUUUGAUCUGCUCCCUGGUCUGCUCCCUGGUCACCACCACUGUGUCAUUUGAGGACACAACUAUACUAAACCAAGAAUCCUCUUUGGAGCUAUAAGGUCUUCAGCAGAACCAUUAUUGAUAGCUAUACUGUAAAGACUUCUUUGUGUAACUUCUUAAGUAUGAGCAGACACAUUAAAUAGUGUAAUUAGGGCUGGCAAGAUAGCUCAGUGGAUCAGGACCCCUGCUGCCAAGCCUCCUGAUCUGGGUUUAAACCCUGGGAAAGUGCACGGUAGAAGGCGAGAACCAAGCCCUGCACACCGCCAUCCGACCUCCCUCACACACACACACACACACAUGCACUGCAUGUGUGCACACUCUGAAGAAUAAUAAAUGGGAAGGAAAUCUUUUUAGCAAUAGCUUAAUUAAGGAAAUCUUUAUUUCCGGCCCUGUGUGUGAUUCUUCAGGGUUGUUGUGGUUGUUGUGGCCACCAGCAUUGUACAAAGCUGGAUUCUUUAUGCCAAGAAAGGGCCACCAAUACAGCAAACAGUGACCUGAAGGGAGCAGAAAAACACAAAGCAGAAGUGUCUUUAAUAGCCACAGAAAAACAAAAGAAAUUAUUAUGUCUAUGAAACAAACUAAGGAAAGAUCAGCAAAUGGACAGAAACUAAUAUUUUAUAAUGCCAAAAUUAAUAAUUUAACAAGGAAAGGAAAGAUAAAGAGGAAACCACCCAGAAAGGGGCAGGGGGCGGGGAGGGGGAGGCUCAGGAAGAAAAGAUAGAAAAAGCAAAAGUAGCCCAGGAAAACAGCCCAGAAUUGAAGAGCAUCAACCCUCGCACACACACAGCCGAGUUGAAACUGCACUGGGUUUAAUCGUGGAAGGCUAAGUCUUCCCCUGUUUACCAUGUGUGAGUUCGUCUGGCUUCUGCCUUCAUCCAUCCUUAAUGUUCUCCUGUCUUCAUUUCACCUUUUCUUCCCUUCUCAAUCUGCUCCAUGUGGCUGGACAUCCAUUCCUGCUGCCUUCUCCACCUGCAUGUGAGUGGUUCCUAGAUGUCCAGGCCAACUCUCUUCCAUUCAUACUCCACUCAUUUAUUUAUCCAUAUUCUCUCUCCUUCCUGUCCCUCCUCAAACUUACUGCAGCACCCACUGGGCCUCAUAUGUCUAAGCAUGCUAUUUCCUGCCCUCUUUUCUUUUGAUCUUCCAGCUAACCAGUUUAUCUCCUUGUAUUUCCUAUUUCAUAACUGAUGACAUCAGUCUUGUAUGUAAUAAGUCAGAAACUGAGAGUUCAGAGUGAGAAGUUAUGAUCACUCCAGGUCCCUCCCAGCACAUUUUUUUAAUUCCCACACGCAACCAGGAUGUUCUCUUAAAUCUUGGUGCUCAGCCCGGUGUGUCCUGAGUUCCAUGGCAGCCCUUCCAUCCCAUGCAUUUGGGGGUUCCCUUUGAGGUCUCCAGGGAUUGCACUCAGAUUGGGGACUUGCACAGUACACACUUUUACCUACUGAACCAUUUCACCAGCCUCCUCCCUGUUGCGCUUUAUGUGAAGGCAUAACCAAGGGCCACUGACUGCCUGAGGAGGAAAGGGCAAGGACUAGCAGAAGUAAUAAGUAAGCACUAAAACAGGUACUGAAGAAAAUCUUUCAGAAGCUCUGGCUAGGAGCUGCAGACUUGAGUACCGCAAAUGUGAGUGAAGGCACAACCCUGUGAAAAAGGACCAGGGAACAAGAGACCACUGUUAGAUGCUAAAUGCAAGCAACUACCAUGCUGGGGAGAUGCAAGCAACUACCAUGCUGGGGAGAUGGCUCACCCAAUGAAGACACUUGCCACCAAGCCUGAUGACACAGAUCUAGGGAGACCUAACUCCUACAAGUUGUCCUCUGACCUCCACACGUGUACUAUAGCACCCAAGUGUCCACACAGAUCCACAUCAUACUUAUGCAUAGUAAAUAAACAUUAUAUUUAAAAAUGCACAUGGCUGCCAAAUUAAAAAAUUCUGUACCUGAGAGGGAAGCUAAGCAGAGAAAAGCUUAAUAUUUUUUGAGGGAAAAGGAAAACAUGAGACUAAUUAGAUGCCAAGGAUAGACCCAACAUUAGACUAACAGAUCCCA
This is a messenger RNA of Mus musculus (house mouse), 11637 nucleotides long. RefSeq names its product zinc finger, RAN-binding domain containing 3 (gene Zranb3). Lineage: Eukaryota; Metazoa; Chordata; Mammalia; Rodentia; Muridae. The coding region runs from base 91 to 1683 and encodes 530 amino acids. The transcript is spliced from 13 exons. Gene Ontology annotation, cellular component: nucleus; nucleoplasm; chromosome. The record is from RefSeq and is a predicted model, not a curated record. Gene Ontology annotation, molecular function: ATP hydrolysis activity; ATP binding; K63-linked polyubiquitin modification-dependent protein binding. Gene Ontology annotation, biological process: DNA repair; DNA damage response; replication fork reversal.